CGAUUUCGAGCUAAAGAGUUGUCAUGUGAUUUUUAUUCUUAUCGAGGGAAAUUUGUUUUAUUUUACACUUGAACUCCCAGUGUUUUCUGCCUUAAGGUGCAAAACUUGACUACGGCCUGGCUAUUACUAAAUUUAUUAGCCUAGCCUAUUGAGUAGCCCAGGCCUUCUAAAAUCUAGCCUAAUAAUACUAAUAUUAGCCAAGGCCUUUGAAAAAAAAAGUUUUAUUUUUAGAACCAAGGGCUAACGCAUCGUAACAAUGCACCACGCUCUUUGUAUAACUGGGCCAACUUCGACCAAUCAGAGACUUGCUCACAGUCAUGUGACGUUUAUGUAACGAAACUGUUUUGUAAAGCUUACAUGACAUGUGUCGGCGCUAUAACCAACUGCGAAGGCAGAGACGAACCACAUAGUUUGGGAUGUCGAUUUGUUCGUUGGUUGUGAGUGAAUUCUGUGAAAUGCGAUUGUAGGCCCAGUUCAUAGUGAGUGUUUGAAGAUGGUGGAUUUAGCCAAAGAAGCUUUCAGUACAAACAAUUUUGGUUUAGCCGCCGACAUCUAUGAAAGAACAAUUCGAGAGAAUGGUCCCACUUCAGAACUGUUCCUAGGUUUGGCUGACAGCUUUGCCCGGGGAGGGCAAUUUUCCAAAGCUUUCAAUGCCUAUACAAAUGCCUAUAGAUACGGUAAAGUAACUCCAGAAAAAUUGAAACAUUUGGUCGUUGGAUUAAUCGAGACUGUGAAACAAGAUCUUUCCAACAGUGGACCACAUGAAGCUAAACAACAAAGCUGUAUGUUCACUUGUGGAGUUUGUCGUGGCCUUCUGGCGGAUCCAGUCACCGUUCCUUGUGGACACACUUUUUGUAGAAAAUGUCUCGAGAAAGACAAAUCAAAGACCUGUGAAUUGUGUAGUACGGUGCAUUACAGAAUGAAAUUACGAAAUCUCAGCUCGAAUGUUGUGUUGACCAGUUUGAUCGAGAAGCUGUUUCCAAGUGAAUGUAGAGCAGCAGUCCUCAAGAAGGAAGGCAAUGGAUACUUCGAGAAAAGAGACUUCAGAAACGCAAUAGAUGUUUAUAGCAAAGCCAUUGAUAUUGCACCCAGUGAUCACCUUCUUCUGAGCAAUCGAUGUCAUGCUUUCGCAUCUCUGGACAUGUUCUCAGAAGCUUUGGAUGAUGCCGAACUUGUGGUGCAGCUCAGGCCGGACUGGCCCAAAGGCUAUUUCCGAAAAGGGGCAGCAUUGUAUGGGUUAGGCCAAUACGAAGAUGCAGCUGUCGCCUUUUUACAAUGUCUUGCGUUAGAUCAGAAAGUGACAUCGGCUAAAGAUUACUUGUCCAAGACCCUGGACAAAAUUUUGUCAGUCCUGCCUCCGGAUGACCCAAAGGCCCAUGCCAUGGCUCAGCAAAGCAACCCAUCAUUGCUGCAACAGCUCAUCAAUAAGAAUUUCUCAAAACCUUUGCUCCUGCCUGACAUUGCCAACACAUUGUCAGACCUGGCACAAAUUGUCAAGGAUACCAUCUGUGUUGCCAACAACUUUUCUCAAGAGCCAAAGCCAGAAGUGAAAGUUGGAAAUUCGUCCGACCAAAGUCCUGUCACAGACAAGAAAGAGAGUAAUGGCGUGGAGGAGAUUGAAGGAACAGAGGGGAUGUUCUCGAAAAAACUGAGAUGCAGUUCUCUCCCUGACUGCAGUGAUGUCGAUCAUGAGGAAAUUCAGAAAGUCACAUUGCCACGCAGCCACUCGCCACUGCCUUCUCCAUUGUGUCGCAAACGCAUGAGAAAUCCUAGUUCUUCUGCACAAUGCCCGCUUAGCCCCACGCAUUCCUCACCUCAGAAAGUUUUAAAGUCUACCUCAAUGGACACUGCUGCCAACACCUCCUCCGCCUCCUCUGCCACCGCUGAACACACUCACUCAAAACCAGAACCCCUGAGUGUGGAUGACCUGGAGUGUGGCCUGUGCUACCGCCUUUUCUAUGAGCCAGUGACCACCCCUUGUGGUCACACAUUCUGCCGCAAGUGUCUCGACCGUUGCCUGGAUCACACGGUCACCUGUCCUAUGUGCAAAGGCAACCUGUCCGAGUACCUGGCUGAGAGGAGGCAAGCAGUGACGGACUCCAUACAGUGCAUCAUUGACACGUACUUCAAAAAGGAGCAUGUUGAAAGGUCGAAAGUGAACGAUGAAGAGAUGGUGGAACUUGCAAAAAUGGGAAGUGGACAACAGUCAGACAUCCCAGUGUUCGUGUGUACCUUGUCCUUCCCCACCAUCAGCUGCCCGCUGCACAUUUUUGAGCCGCGCUAUCGACUCAUGGUGCGCCAGUGCAUGGAGUCUGGGACCCGCCAGUUUGGCAUGUGCAUGCACACCUCCGAUGACGACAAUGAAUUUUCCGACUAUGGCUGUAUGCUGGAGAUCCGAGACGUGCAGUAUUUCCCGGACGGCCGCUCGGUGGUGGACACCAUCGGAGGUCGUCGCUUCAAAGUACUCAGCCGAGGCCACCGAGACGGCUACAACACGGCCAAGGUGGAGUUCAUGGUGGACAAACCCAUCGAUGCUGAAGAGCUCCAAGCGGUGAUUGAGCUGCAGACAGAAGUGUACUCGUUGGUCCAGAACUGGCUGGCCCGGCUGCCCAGCAUGCACCGCACGCGCAUCACGCAGCAGGUCGGGGAGUUGCCCGCGGUGGAGGCCAGCCCUGCCUCUGGUGGGAACGGCCCCGCCUGGGCCUGGUGGGCGGUCAACGUGCUUCCCCUUGACCAGAGGGUGCGGAUGGCCUUGCUGGCCAUGUGCAGCUACCAGGACAGACUCGUGGCCCUCCGGAGGGUCCUGGUGUACAUGAACCGCAGAGGCAGCCGGUGACUAGCCUGGCUGUACCUGCUGCUGCAGCGGUUCCCUCAGGCCCUGUUGCUCCUGGUCUUGUUCGUGUGCUUACUGGCCGGCCACCUCAUGGAACUCCCAGAGCUAGCGUACGACAGCUUCCUCUUGUGACCCAGUGUGUGACAUGUGGCCCAGAGCGGCGGCUUCUCUCUCUGGGAGGUCAGACAAGGGCACAUGUUUGGUCUUCUCUCUCCUGCGGGUUAGACGAGUUCUAGCCCUGAGCAUCGUGUUCUCUCUCCCAGAGCGUUAAACAAGGGCACAAGGUUCGUCUUUUUCCUGCUGUCGGUCAGACGAGUCCCCUGCAUGGGCUGGUGCUAUCUCGCUGCUUCUGCACAGGACUCGCUGGACUGUCCCGGCUCUCUCGUUGGCAGAUCUCAGACUGUCUUACUCAUCCUCAUCGUUUGAAAGCUGCGGUAGGAGCUGGGGCGUCAAGCUCCGCUGGACAUGGAUUGGAGAUUGAGCAGGUUGUCUUCAUGUGGCUGUGAACUCGGUAGCAGUACUGGAAGAGCAUUUGAAUGUGAGCAACAGAUCAAAGAAAAGGCGUCGAGAAGAACUGUUUGGUUUUUGGAAGGACUGUAAUGGCUCUUUGAGCCCUCAACGGUGUUUUGGAUCAGUUCCAGGCUAGAGGAAUUACUAAAAUGGAGGUGACUUUGUAAUUGUUAAAAAAAGAAAAAAAAAGAUUGCUUAGCGUUGUGGUUUUUAAAAAAAAGAAUAGGGUACAUUUUGCAGUGUUUGAAUUCCUUGUGACAGCUUUGUGUAUACAACAUUUACGACUGUGAAGCUCAGCUGCAGAUGUGUAUCCCUGAGGGGAGACAUUCUACCUCGGUACUGUCGGAACUGCUGCUGAAUAUGCUUACAUUUUUCUUGUGUUGUCUGCUAUGUUUUUUUGUUUUUUUUUGUCCCAUGAGAUUGACCCGUAGACUCUGAUUCUUCGGGUUUGAGACCCAUGUGGAUUAACUAACCAGCUCUGUGUACAUGGGGAAGUGUCAUGGUUUGCACUGUAUCUCUGCUCCACACCUACCAGUAUAUAUAUUUAAACUGUUGAUCACAAUUUUACUAACUCUCACAUUCUGGUGUUACAAGUGGAUCCAUAUGUCACGUAACAGGUAAUUAAUUUCAGUUUUAAAGAACUACUAGUCUGUGUUUGUUUUUUUUUACUAGUUUUACGCCACAUUUUGUAUUUUUGUAUUUAAGAAAUGGUAGAAAAUGUAAAAUAGCAUGCUACUGUUUUGGUUAAAUAAUAUAGCUUUUUUCACUUUUUGAUUGAUGGUCGUAUGUGAGUGGAUGAAGGAAUGGAAGGUGGUUGUGGAUGAUCAGUCAGCGUUUUACACAGUGUACUAGCUGCAUCUUAAUCGAGGAAAAGUAGUUUGUUUUAGAUGGGUUUUGAAGCUGGAAACACUUUGUGUUCAGAAUGAGUGAAGGGUAGGAGGUGUGUAUCUUUGUGUUUGUAGAGAACUGGAUAAAUCAGGGCCUGAAUUGAGGCCUAAUUUUUGUUCUAAAAUAAUUGCCUUUUUUUUUUUGGCAAUAGCUGAUGUGUGGUUGGUGGAAGUGUAAAGUGUGCUAGUAUCAGGUUUUCUGGGUCACAUCUUUGUGCAGGUCUAUUUGCAUAUUUAGAGUGUACUUUUGGUUAAAAGUUUUUAGUUGCUUUUUUUCCCCCCUCUUCUCUUUUUUUGUGUUUUAGUUCAGGCCUUCUGGAUAGAGGUAAUGGGAAAAGGCAUAACACAUCAGUCAUUGGUGUCUCCUGUAUUAUCUGAUGUGGGCAACACACUCUUGUCUUGCAACCCAUUCAACUUGAAUGCAAUAUUUGAUCUCUUGAAUGGUUCUCAAAUGUCAGCCAUUGUGUUAUCAUUGGUGUAGGUUUUUGGGGGUUUUUUUGUUUUUGUUUUGUUUUGUCGUUUGUGUUUGUUCUCAAAGCGUACUUGAGAGAUAACAGGUGGCACCUGAAGGCCAAAUCCCAUGGAUCCUAACCAGUUAGAUUUUUUAUUAUUUUUCAUGUUAUGCUUUUCUUGUUUUUUUUAAAACUGCAGCCCCCUUUUUUUUAAAGAAAGAAUAGUUUUGUGAUGGUUAAAAUUGUUAAUUAGAAAUUUACCACAUUUUGCAGAAUUGUAGUGGGGAAUGCUUGUUUUGUCAAUGAAAUUUGAUGGAAAGUAGAACAUGGUUUAAUCAAAAUUUGGAGAAAAAAAAA
This is a messenger RNA of Aplysia californica (California sea hare), 5039 nucleotides long. Its product is annotated as LON peptidase N-terminal domain and RING finger protein 3. NCBI's taxonomy places the organism in Eukaryota, Metazoa, Mollusca, Gastropoda, Aplysiida, Aplysiidae. The record is from RefSeq and is a predicted model, not a curated record. The transcript is spliced from 10 exons. Gene Ontology annotation, molecular function: protein binding. The coding region runs from base 494 to 2836 and encodes 780 amino acids.